Messenger RNA from Phaeoacremonium minimum UCRPA7, 3309 nucleotides. RefSeq lists its product as hypothetical. The transcript has 7 exons. Lineage: Eukaryota; Fungi; Ascomycota; Sordariomycetes; Togniniales; Togniniaceae. Bases 1 to 3309 code for a protein of 1102 amino acids. The record is from RefSeq and is a predicted model, not a curated record.
AUGCCGGACGCUGUCGAUUCUUCAUCUGAAGAACGGCAGAAGAGGCCCGAAGGCGCUCGCCCGGAAGUAUCGUCAGAGAGAUCAGAGACUCUGAGAAAUCGCUCUGUCAGCAAGAUCGACGAUGAACCUGCAAAGCCAGAACAGAAGCCCGGCAUCCUGGCCAAGAUGGGGCUUGAUGUGCCAACUAUAUCGAUGAUGUUCAAGGGCUCUCUACCACCCAUAAUAUGCAUCUCUAUCUACCAGGCCAAUGCUAUCUCAAGCAUCGCCCCGACUCUGGGCUAUCUGAUGCCAAUCAUUAGCGUCCUAUCAUUAGCCAUCUUGCCCCGUGGCAAGUACAUGCAGAACCUGUUAUUGAAUACCAUGAUGGCCUGUAUCGGGGCUGCCAUCGCUAUGUUGGUCCUGUGGUCUGCCGUCCAGGCACGCGCUCACACGUCCAACCUAGCAGAUGUUCCUGCUGUUGUCCAGGCCACCGGCAGGCCCCCCUACAACUCUAGCCAGAGCGCUGUUUGCGGCGUGUGGCUCUUUGCGAACAUUUGGUUUGUCAAUGUGCUCCGAGCCAAGAUGCCCAGCUUCAACCUCCCGGUCAUUCUAUAUAGCAUCAUGGUCAAUGUUUCUGCCACGUUCGGUACCAUCAUGGUGACUACAGCACAGGCGGAGGCCUUCGUCAAACAACUCCUGACCAUUGUGCUCAUGGGAAUAGCCUUUGCGACCGGCGUUUCGUUCUUCAUAUUCCCCGUCAGCAGCAGGAUGGUCGUAACCGGGGAGAUGAAGGGCCUGUUGGGCCUCUUCCGCAAGGCGGUGAUGCUGCAGAAGGAAUACCUCCAGGGCCUAGAGAGAGAGGACAUGUUUGCGCUCGAGCUGACAGAGACCGCUGCUGGCCCGAAGUUCAAGCAGCAGAAGAAGAACAAGAAACGGAAGGGCAAGGACGGCCAUGAUGACGAGGAAUUGGUUUUGACGAAGGAGGCCAAAUCGGCACAGGCCCUGCGCGAAACCAUCUCUCAGAUAAGAGAACUUGCUGGCAAGCUCCAUGGUGACAUGAAGUUCGCAAAGAGAGACACGGCCUGGGGAAAACUGGCUGCUCAUGAUCUGGGCGAGAUAUUUGGUCUGAUGCGUAAGAUCCUGAUACCAAUAACUGGACUGAGCACUAUCAUGGACAUCUUCAAACGAGUCGCCGAUACACGUGGGUGGAAUAAUGCUGACCCGGACACGCCAGUCGAAGUACUCGCGGCUAAGGAGAAAGAGCAGCGAGUGUGGAACGAAGUGAUGAGACAACUCCACGAGCCAUUUGAUAUCCUGUCCCAGGCUAUUGACCAAGGACUUGAACAUGCUGGAAUUGUACUCGAGUUCCUCCCGCGUCCGAAGGAGCAGCAGAAGGCUGCAGCCCAGACAUCGGAUGGAUCUCAGCCAGAUGUCGAGGCGCAGGGUGAUGAUGUCCGUCCUGGGCAGCCCGAUUUCGUCAAAGUGAUGGACGAGAAAGUCCGACUGUUCCACUCCAAACGGGGCGAGAUCCUCGGUACUUGGGCUCGGGAGAAAGGAUUGACAUAUGACGGCGAUCUGAAGAAUAUCGAUCCUGGCUGCAACCUCUUCAAUGACUCCAGAGAACGAGAUCAGGCACAGCUCUACGUGAUUCUCUACAUGGAGCAAUUGAUGCAAGCCACCGGCGAAGCAGUUCAAGACCUCGUUGAGUUCGCCGAUAGUAAGGUUGCAGAUGGGACAAUGAAGAAGAAGCGUCUCAUAUUCCCCAACAAACGUCGCAUGAAAAAAUGGCUCAUGAGUAUCUUCAAGGAUGAAGAUUCUACGGCCGAAGAAACCCCUGACGUCCUAGAAAGAGGAGCUAAUGUUGUCUUCAUGGGCGACGGCUUUGGCAAGAAAAAGGAUCCAGAGCAUCUUCCGGCAAAUAGUGCAUGGCAGCACUUUGGGAAUGGGCUUAGACAGGUAUCGAGAUUCUUCGGGUCUGAAGAGUCUGCUUUUGGCUUUCGAGUCGCUUGUGCUACGAUGACCGUCGGCAUUGUAGCCUUCCUCGAGCAAACACAAGACUUCUUCAUUAAGCAGCGACUUGUAUGGGCCAUGAUUAUAAUUGCCAUUGGCAUGACACAGACCUCGGGUCAGUCUAUUUUCGGCUUCUUCUGCCGCGUUGGAGGCACAUUGCUGGCCAUGAUUCUGUCCUUUAUUAUCUGGUAUAUUGUCGACGAGAAAUUGCCGGGAGUUAUCGUCAUUCUUUGGCUGUUCCUCUUCCUGUCGUACUACUUCUUCAUUAAGUUUCCGCGCUUUAUUCCAGGGAUCAUGAUCUGCAUCGUCACACAAGUCCUCAUCAUCGGCUAUGAACUGCAAGUGAAGACUAUCGGCAUUGCAGCAGCAGCACAGAGCGGGCAGCCCUAUUAUCCAACCUACGAGCUUGCGCCGUAUCGUCUCGCCACAGUCGCGGGUGGCUGCCUUGUUGCCUUUUUCUGGACGAUCUUCCCGAGCCCUUUGACGGACCGGACGUGGAUACGGCGUGACCUGAGUGCCGUGAUGUACCUACUGGCCAAUUAUUUCAGCGUCAUCAAUGAAACAAUGAAGGCGAUGAUUAACGAAACUGGCGGCGAUAUCGAAGUCAAAGAUUCGCCUGCCAACAGGUUGCGGAGGAUUCGACAGAAGCUCUUUGGCAAACUAACGCUUCUCCUGCCAUCCCUUCAGGCGCAUGCCGGGUUCCAGAAGUUUGAGCCUGAUAUUGGUGGAAAGUUUCCCAGAGCGGCAUAUGAAGAGAUCAUCUUGAGAUCUACUCGAAUAAUGAACUACCUCACCUUGAUGUCCUACACUCUCACAUGGAGACCAAGGGCAGAUCAAGAGUCUCCCAACAACGAGUGGCUGCGGGCCUUGAAGGAGGUCCUGAACAACAUCUCACCGACCCAUCACACGAUCCUGUCAACGCUGACGCUCAUCUCCAACUCGCUGCAAUCGGGCCAGUCGCUGCCCCCUUUCCUGCCGCUGCCGAAACCCUACGAGUUGACUAAGCAGCUGCUGAAGGUGGGCGAUGGCGCACAUAUUUCCAGUGCGUCCAGCAUGGUUGGCGGGAAGCCAGGCGAAGGGCCCGUGCAUAUCUUGGAUGCUAGGAACGCCCAGCAGCGUGGAUACACGGAAUUUGCUGUGAUACAGGUGUGUGGAACGCUGGCUAUCGCGGACAUUGAGGGACUAGUGGCUGCCGUGAAGAGCCUGGUGGGCGUGGUUGACUUCAGCUUCCGGGUGGACACGAGCGAGAGCAGUGUUGAGAGCAUGGGAGAUGACUCUCAGUUUACCGAGGAUGGAAAGGGCAAGGGAAAGGUCGACUGA